Messenger RNA from Arachis duranensis, 1107 nucleotides. Its product is annotated as 2-methylene-furan-3-one reductase-like. The record is from RefSeq and is a predicted model, not a curated record. Gene Ontology annotation, molecular function: zinc ion binding; oxidoreductase activity, acting on the CH-CH group of donors, NAD or NADP as acceptor. The transcript has 4 exons. Lineage: Eukaryota; Viridiplantae; Streptophyta; Magnoliopsida; Fabales; Fabaceae. Bases 115 to 1080 code for a protein of 321 amino acids.
ACACACCUUUGAAGCAAUUUACUCACUACCUAGAGCACUAAUUUAAAGUUCAACCUUAUUAGCACUCUUCAUAUACCCUCUUCAGUUUCUAAGCUUUUCUGCUCAACCAAGUUCAUGGCAGCAAGCACGACUAGCAUCCCAUCUCACAUAAAAGCCUGGGUCUACAAUGAAUAUGGGAACAUUGAAGAGACUCUCAAGUUAGACCCAAACAUAGCUACGCCACAAAUCAAGGAUGACCAAGUUCUCAUCAAGGUUGUGGCUGCAGCCCUUAACCCUGUUGAUUAUAAGAGGGCCCUUGGACUUUUUAAAGAUACUGACUCUCCAUUCCCAACAGCUCCAGGGUAUGAUGUUGCUGGUGUGGUGGUGAAAGUGGGAAGCAAAGUGAAGAAAUUUAAGGUUGGAGAUGAAGUUUAUGGUGAUAUCAAUGAGAAUGCUGGGAAUCCAAAGGCUAUUGGGACGUUAGCAGAGUAUACUAGUGCCGAAGAGAAGGUGUUGGCACACAAACCCUCUAAUUUGAGCUUUAUUGAAGCUUCUAGCCUCCCUUUAGCAAUCAUCACUGCUUAUCAAGGAAUCGAGAGAGCUCAAUUUUCUUCUGGAAAAUCUAUUCUUGUUCUUGGAGGUGCUGGUGGAGUUGGAAGUCUUGUUAUUCAGUUAGCCAAGCAAGUUUUUGGUGCAUCUAAGGUAGCAGCUACUGCUAGUACUGCAAAAUUGGAGCUGUUAAGGGAAUUAGGAGCAGACUUGCCUAUUGAUUAUACAAAGGAGAAUUUUGAAGAACUGCCAGAAAAGUUUGAUUUUGUGUAUGACACAGUAGAAGGCCAAAGUGACAGGGCAUUGAAGGCUACCAAAGAAGGAGGACAAGUAAUAACAAUAGCAGGACCUGCAAGUCCACCUGCAAUAUGGUUCUUUCUCCAUUCAGAUGGUGCAGUGUUGGACAAACUCAAACCUUAUUUAGACAGUGGCAAGGUGAAGCCAGUGUUGGAUCCAAAGAGCCCUCUCCCAUUUUCUAAGGCAAUAGAAGCAUUUUCCUACCUCAAGACCAAUAGAGCCACUGGAAAAGUAGUUAUACAUCCAAUCCCAUAAGCAUAUAAUGCAUAUUCAAUAUUUCUG